ACUGCUCCGCCGCUAAACAAGGAAUGUGCGAAAACGGCGCAGCUCAUUUCGUUCAUUGAACCAGAAACCGAGUUGUAGGAGUUUGUGUCGGGGUUUGUGCGUGCGUGUGUCUGUGUGAGUGAGAGAUCGAAGCUUUGUGCCACGAUGAGAUGAGUAAAGACGAAGACAGGUUCACGUGUAACGUGAGGAUUCAUGUGAGAUCAGCGCUCCAGCCGUCUCCUACACACUCAGAACCGAGAUACAGAAGAAGCAGCGUCUUUUGUUCGAUUUUGCACUAAAGUGUGUGUGUAAGAGAGAAGGAGAAAUUUUGGCUGGUUGUGAUCUCUCUGCGUGAACCGGGUCAGGAUGCAGGUGUCGUUCGUGUGCACGGACCACCGCUCGAUGAGCCGCAGCACAGACGAGCGUCUGAACCGGCAGAACGCCAGCAGCCCAAACGCCGGCACGCGCAGCAAGUUCAGAGCCGUUGCCAUGGUGGCGCGCAGUCUCGGGCAGCUGUCAGUUCAGAGCGUGCCAUCCUCCAGUGACCAGAGCAUGAGGACCGGCAUGAAGUAUAGAAAUCUCGGGAAGUCUGGGUUGAGGGUGUCGUGCCUCGGGUUAGGAACAUGGGUAACAUUUGGUGGUCAAAUCACAGACGAGAUGGCCGAACAGCUGAUGACUCUGGCAUACGAGAACGGGAUCAAUCUGUUCGACACGGCUGAGGUCUACGCUGCAGGAAAGGCUGAGGUGGUGCUGGGCAACAUCAUAAAGAAAAAAGGAUGGAGACGUUCCAGUUUAGUGAUCACCACAAAAAUCUUCUGGGGUGGAAAGGCAGAGACUGAAAGAGGACUUUCCAGGAAACAUAUAAUAGAAGGAUUAAAAGCUUCUCUGGAGAGGUUGCAGUUAGACUACGUGGACGUUGUGUUUGCGAACAGACCCGACCCCAACACACCCAUGGAAGAGACGGUGCGAGCGAUGACCCAUGUGAUCAACCAGGGGAUGGCCAUGUACUGGGGCACGUCCCGCUGGAGUCCCAUGGAGAUAAUGGAAGCGUACUCGGUGGCCCGGCAGUUUAACCAGAUCCCGCCCAUCUGCGAGCAGGCAGAGUAUCACAUGUUCCAGAGAGAGAAGGUCGAAGUGCAGCUGCCUGAGCUCUUUCAUAAGAUUGGUGUAGGGGCGAUGACGUGGUCCCCGCUGGCCUGCGGGAUCAUCUCAGGGAAAUACGACAGCGGCGUUCCUCCGUACUCUCGCGCCUCUCUGAAGGGCUACCAGUGGUUGAAGGACAAGAUCUUGAGCGAGGAGGGCCGGCGUCAGCAGAUGAAGCUGAAAGAGCUGCAGGCCAUCGCCGAGCGGCUGGGGUGUACGCUGCCACAGCUCGCCAUCGCAUGGUGCCUAAGGAAUGAAGGAGUCAGCUCGGUGCUCUUAGGAGCCUCCAACAGCGAACAGCUCAUGGAGAAUAUAGGUGCGAUACAGGUCCUUCCGAAGUUGUCGUCCUCCAUCGUGCACGAGGUGGACAGCAUACUGGGGAACAAGCCCUACAGUAAAAAGGACUAUCGCUCCUAGUGUGUGUGUGUGUGUGUGUGUGUGUGUGUGUGGAGCCCAGGGGCUGCCAUGCACUGAGCCCCCUUUGCCUGUUUCUCCGUUUGCUUGAGCUUUUACUGAAUGAGUAAACAGCGCAUGAGACCGGCAGGUCCACCCCGAGCCUGCAGGGGGAUCCCUUGUAAAAACAUACAGGGAACAUUGAAACUAAACAUCAAAAUAAUACACACAUGGGCUUUCAAAAGGGAAAAAAAAAAGAAAUUAACAAAAAGAAAAGAGCUAGACCUUCAUACCUGGGGGAUAAAUAGCUUUUAAUAGAAAGCUGAAAAAAUAAGAGAGGGAGAAAAAAAUAGCACCUGCUUGCUUGGCUGUAGGAAAUACUCGGUUUUCCUCUGCGCGUUGUUUUUAAUACUCCGAUGCAUAUUUGACCAAAAAUAAAGAAAAAUCACAAAAAAAAAAAUCGAAUAGAUCUCUAUAUGAACGCAGCACUUAACUUUUAUGGUUGGUUGCACAUCUCCCAUAGUCACUCAUGAGGUCCGUCUCUCCAAAACCAUUCACUGUGUCGUCUGCGUCAUGAUUGCACACACCCCCUUCGCAGAUGAGCCAAUCAGCACUUUAAUAACAGUCCGUUUGAGGGAGUGGCUAUGGGAGGCACCGGCGUCUAAACUGAUACACAAGCAUCGUUUUAGGGUUUUUUUUUGGGGGGGGGGGGGGGUUAUUUUUUCCUUUUCUCGGUGCAUCCGGUCCCACCUCAGAGUAGCGGUUAUCUUAAUGUCACAAAGUAAAUAAAAACUGGACCUGCGUUCAUCCGUUAGUGCGUUCAUGCUAAUCCAGUGGCGUCCUGGACCUCCCUCUCGCCUGCUGCGUACGAGCGUACGCUCAGGAACGUCUUUGAAUGUGUUGACCCGCACACGAGCGCAUGCUGAGUCUCGUCACCAGACGCCGGAGGUUAACGUUAAAGCUUCAGCGUCGACAUACAUGGCUAAAGCCAAAGAUCUGUCCCGGCUCCGUCUGUAACGUCUCCCUGUCUCGCCCCCAUCUUAAGCUCAUCUGUAAGAGCAUGCACUUCCUCUUAUUCACUCACUUUAUAUACAUCAUAUAUCAUGUAUAUCUCUUCCCGUGUAUACUCGCCAAGAGACUUAGAUAUGUAGGUAUUAACACCAAUAUAUAUUUGCAUCCUGUAUCUUAGGAAUGUCAUUAGAUCUUUUCUACACCGUAUACCACAAAAAAUUUACGAGCCAUUCUCUCCGACUUGCAGUGAAAAUUUUCCUCCAACUGCAUGACGUCUACUCCCAACCCCAGGCAUGUGCACUCUUCAGCCAUUAUGCAAGGGGUGCGUGUGUGUGUGUGUGUGU
This is a messenger RNA of Clarias gariepinus (North African catfish), 2870 nucleotides long. RefSeq names its product potassium voltage-gated channel subfamily A regulatory beta subunit 2a (gene kcnab2a). Gene Ontology annotation, cellular component: juxtaparanode region of axon; extrinsic component of cytoplasmic side of plasma membrane; cytoplasm. Lineage: Eukaryota; Metazoa; Chordata; Actinopteri; Siluriformes; Clariidae. Gene Ontology annotation, biological process: regulation of potassium ion transmembrane transport; potassium ion transport; regulation of action potential. The record is from RefSeq and is a predicted model, not a curated record. The coding region runs from base 346 to 1539 and encodes 397 amino acids. Gene Ontology annotation, molecular function: voltage-gated potassium channel activity; transmembrane transporter binding; potassium channel regulator activity. The transcript is spliced from 14 exons.